This is a messenger RNA of Effrenium voratum, 561 nucleotides long. The record is from the annotation of a GenBank genome assembly. NCBI's taxonomy places the organism in Eukaryota, Dinophyceae, Suessiales, Symbiodiniaceae.
AUGGAAGACAGCAGGGCGCUUGACUUUGAGCUUGUGGAGAAGUCGACUUUCCUGGAGUACUUGCCAGUUCGCCAGAUGAGGCGCUCUGCAAGUUGUCACGGGUGCCGCGACCAAAAUGGCUCCAUGCAGUACCUUCUGCCAGAGGCGCCUGCUAGCACCAGCGGCAUGAGCUUGGCCGGCGCCAACUUGGCUCAGCCCGGCUCAGAAGGGACGUCGCCAGAAGGAAGCCCUCGCAGCGACUCUGUCAGGAUGGAGACUCUGAGCACAGGCGAGAGCACCACGUGCUGGGAAGAAGAUUCUCAAGACACACCCUUCGGUCGAGAGCCCGAGUGGUCUGUUGGGUCAAUGCUCCAUCCGCAGCGCUGCAAGCCUUGUGCUUGGUUUUGGCGGCCGACUGGCUGCGCCAGAAGCGCAGACUGCCAGCACUGCCACGCUUGUUUGCCUGGUGAACUGCUGAAGCGCAGGAGGCAGAACCGUGCCCUCGCCAAGUCCCUUCGCAAGCUUGCGAAAGAGUCCCCGGCGAUGCCAUGCCUUGCCUACGCUCAGAUGGGCUCAGGUUGA